AUGAACGUUUUAAGCCAUAGUCCUUUUUGGAGCAUUGUUUUUUGGAAAGGUAUGACGAAUGAAAAUCGUACGCCUUCACUCUUUUUAACAUCUGGUUACUCAACUCCAAAUCCAUCUCUCUCGAUUACUGGGCGUAUUGACAAUGGAUUUACGGCGAAUGAUUAUGGAUUCCAACUUAACCAAUGGUAUCAUAUAGCAUACACACUUUCAGAACCUAAAAAACGAAUGAACUUCUAUAUAGAUGGUAAAUGGAUCGGAUCUUACACUAUCACAAAUGUUCAGAGUCAAUCUAUCAUAUUUAAUGAUGGUCCAUUAUACAUUGGAAAGCAUCUCACUUGGAGUGGAUUUACUGGACAAAUUAGGUAA
Messenger RNA from Dentiscutata erythropus, 366 nucleotides. The record is from the annotation of a GenBank genome assembly. Lineage: Eukaryota; Fungi; Glomeromycota; Glomeromycetes; Diversisporales; Gigasporaceae.